GGGUCGAUAGCAAACGAGCUAACUAGCUCCACACAACUAAUACUACAGCAUAGCGGCGAGAGACCCGCGGCUUAUUUAUUUAAAUCUAUUUAUUUAAUAUUUUUUUUAAUAUUGAAACAUUAAAUCUGUUGUUUGCAGAGACUGGGACGAAAGGGGAGGAGAAUGGUCAUCCCUGAUGGUGGAAGUGCCCUUCAGCCAGCGGAUAGCAGUGAUGCAGACGAGGUGAUGUCCAGCUCAGAGCCGGAGUUCGGUCCCAAUCUGACCGCGGUGGAGCUGGAGGAGGUGCGUAAGCUGCAGGAGCUGGUGCGACGUCUGGAGGUCCAGAAUCAAGCCCUGCGCAACAGGGGCAGCAAACUAGUGCUGGGGGCCAACAGCAACCUCUCCACCGGAGCUAACAGGAAUAACCUGCACGGGGGCAUGGACACUUCUCCCGGAGCAGAGGAUGCUGGGAACCUGGUGUUGUCGCCUCCAGCGGGCAGCAGCAGCAGUGAGGACAUGUCUCCACUGCCUGAGGCCUCCAGGCCGGAGGAUGAGGAGGAGCGGGCCGGAUUCCUGAGCUCGCCGUGUGCUUCAGGCUCCAAACAAACACUGGGCCGCUUCGAGCCGAGUCUGUCUCCAGAUCUCUGUGAUUCAGAGACGCUGGGAGCGAGUGAUGCGGGUAUGGACCAGUCCGCCCUGGACGAGGUGGAUGAACUUGAUUUAGAGACGUGCGCUCAGACCGAGGAUGAAGACAGCUGGUUGUACGUUUCACCAAAGAAGCAGGUUGUGGCUGAACAGGGGCCUGAAUCUCCUCUGAAAUGGUGUCGGAAAUUCCUCGAUCAUCCCAGUCCAGAGACUGAAGUCGCCUGUCGGACGCUCAUCCACCGGCUAGACCAAACAUCUAGAUGGAAGAACGUGUACAAUAGCCCAUCUCAGUCCAGUGAGGCUGGCGUCUCGGCGUCUUCCUCUGCUGGGUACCUCAAAUCAACUAACAAAACACUACUAACCUCUGGCAGCUCAGGUUGUAUGGGCGUUCCCCCUGCUCUCAGCUCACAGUCGUCUAUUGACAGUGAGUUAAGCACCUCAGAUGACUCCAUCUCCAUGGGCUACAAGCUUCAGGACCUGACUGAUGUUCAGAUAAUGGCUCGUCUGCAGGAGGAGAGUCUCCGGCAGGACUACGCCUCUAACUCGGCCUCGCGCCGCAGCUCCUCGGCCUCCCUGCAGUCUCUGCGUCGAGGUACCUACAGCGAUCAGGAGUUCGACUCCUACAGUCAGGAGGACGAGGAGGACGAGUGCUGCUCUCUGCCGCAGCGGCUCCAGCGCUACUCGCCCCACAGCUCGCCCCGCUGCCUCUCUCCCAGCACUCUGGCCGAGUACAGCCGUCUGGCCUCCCCGCGCACACGCAUGUCCCGCCGCUCCCUGCAGGGCCCGGGGCCCAAGAGCGAGGAGGAGCUCAGGCACAGCAUGCCUAACCUGACCCCUCGCAGUGGCCUGCAGUCUCUGGAGGCAGUCAGAAACAGCCGCAGCAUGGAGGCUAACCUACAGAGCUCAGGCAACCGCUCGUCCCGUCUGCCCCAGUCCCCCACAGGUGUAUCAUCUGCGAGGAUGAGGGGUGACAGCCAGUCCCCUCUCUAUCUGCGGGCUCCCAUGAAAGCCCUGAGUCCCGUCAGCUCUAUGUCUGCAGUGCGACAGCACGCCAAAGGGCCAGCGAGUGCCCAGGGAGGGAUGAGGAGGGUGCAGUCGCCCGGUCCCAACAAUGGGGCGUCAUACUCCGCUGCUGUCGCCCGUCAGACUCCAGGAAGAGGCAUGACACCCUCUUCACCUUCCUCCAGAGGCAGACUUCCACAGACACCCAGGAGCAGAUCUCUGGGAAUGGCCAAACUGUGCGCUCCCAUCGCUGAUGAAUCCUGGAAAGAUGGUUGUUACUGAAGCCCUGAGAGCUGCGGCGGUUUUCCAGCCGCUAAAGACUGAGAAAAAUCAGCACAGAGUCCCUAAAACAAGAGUUUGAUCGAAUCCACAAUGGAUCAGACACAGUUUGCAUUCAGAGACUACAACAAAUUGUUACCUUUGCUUGAUUUUCAAUUAUCAAUAUAUUUUUAUUUUCUUGAGAAUGGGGAAGUAUGGAAAAAAUAUGAGAGCUUGAAUAAUGAAAAAGGUUUGAUGUCCUGUAAUGUAGUUUUUGUGAAACGUGUGGAAUUUAAUUCCUAAAUGCUGUGGUGUAACCCGCUGUUGAUUUUGCAUGUUUAUCUAUUUUUAGAAAUGAAGGAUAUAUGAUUUUUAUUUGUGAAAAAAUGUGAGAUUUUUUUAAUCUGAUGAAGGAAUCGUAUUCUGUAAAGCAAGACGUUUGUCUGUUUUGUAUCGUCAGGACAAAACACAGCAAUAUUGAAAAUAGUUUUCAUGAAAAAUGACCGCGGAGGAGAAGAAAAUACUUUUAAUUUUUAUAUUUGAAUUGAGAUCACAUCAAUGUGCCAAGGUGCAUUACUACUGCAACACUGUUCCUCCUUAAUUCAGAGUGCUUGAAGGUGAAGUUACUACACUUUCACUCCAUCUGGAAGUUUGAAUAUUUAUUUUGAUGCCUGUGUAGUCUAGGUUUAAAUAUUCACUAAGCCGGUAAAAGUUGAAAUCUCUGAGUAUGCAAUGAUAAUGGAGUGCCUCAGAAAAUCAAUAAAUCAAUUUCAGCAAUAAA
Sinocyclocheilus rhinocerous is the source of this 2665-nucleotide messenger RNA. Its product is annotated as SLAIN motif-containing protein-like. The record is from RefSeq and is a predicted model, not a curated record. NCBI's taxonomy places the organism in Eukaryota, Metazoa, Chordata, Actinopteri, Cypriniformes, Cyprinidae. Bases 163 to 1908 code for a protein of 581 amino acids. Gene Ontology annotation, biological process: positive regulation of microtubule polymerization; microtubule nucleation; cytoplasmic microtubule organization. Gene Ontology annotation, cellular component: microtubule plus-end. The transcript is spliced from 9 exons.